Molecule: messenger RNA, 909 nt
Organism: Rhipicephalus sanguineus (brown dog tick)
Lineage: Eukaryota; Metazoa; Arthropoda; Arachnida; Ixodida; Ixodidae
Exons: 3
Coding region: 1-909 (302 amino acids)
Source: RefSeq, a predicted model, not a curated record
AUGACUUCGGCCGAGCGUCUUCGGAAGGUGCGUGGAACUGUGAGGGCCAGCGUCUCACGAAAUAUUACGCUCCUGGCAGGACUACUGCAGAACCCCGACACCGAGGCGCGCGAGGUCAACAGGCAAGUCGCCGUUUUGAAGACGAACGAAGUUGAGCUCCGCCAGCUAGACAAAGACAUUCUCGACCUUACUGAAGACGAGGCUAUUGAAGGCGAAGUCGAGGGUUCAAUCGACUACCACGAUAAGAUUCUCGAAUCGUCUAAGAGCGGACCCAAUGGCGACCGGGUAGCAGCCACCCAGAGCAACAUCGGAUCUGCUGAGGCGCCGCAAGGACCCAUCAGUACGCCGCGUUACCCGUCUGUCACACUUCCGACGCUUCAUGUCACGACGUAUGCCGGCGAUUUACGUCAGUGGCAAGAAUUCUGGGACUGCUACAGCGCCACCAUUUACAAUAAUACCGAGUUGCCUCCGAUCGAGAAAUUCAAGUAUUUACUGACAUACCUGACGGGAGCAGCCAAGCGAGCGAUCGAAGGCAUCAGGCCGGCAGAUCACAACUACGACAUUGCUGUCAAGACAUUGAAAGAGCGCUUCGGUGGACAAGAAUUUCUGGUGAACGAACACAUCGACCAGGUUCUCGCACUGUCACCGGUAAGGAGUUCCAAGGAAGUGGAGAAGCUUCGGAUCUUGCAUGACACCGUGCGUUUCCGCGUCGAAGUGCGCGAAGAAGGGGAGCAAGAAGCACCGUCGUCGCAUCCUCGCCACUCGACCAUGGUAUCUGAUGACAUGGGCCUGCCGACAAGACCUGCACAGGGCAUUCCAUCGGCCUCUGCGCUAGCUGCGGCGGUAUUCCUACAGCAGCGCACUCCGUCUGGCAUACUGUGCAACAGCAGAGCUCACAGCCUCGCAUAA